GUGCAGGAAGCCACAACAACGACAUGCGCACUGGCGGGCCUGUGCCGGAAAAUGUUGUAGAAUCAUUGCCAUCAUGAAGAUAUUAUUUACGUGUCAGCCACACGCCUGACGUGAGCUGUCUGGGGGCAAACGGCAGGAAAAUGAGUGUGUCCCAACAAAAUGAGAAGAGGCAAUCCUUGCUUGAAAGGCUUCUUGAUGCUGUUAAGCAGUGCCAAAUUCGCUUUGGUGGAAGAAAGGAAAUUGCAUCAGAUGCAGAUAGUAGGGUGAUCUGUCUGUGUGCUCAGUUUGAGACUGUGCUGCAACAUGGCUUAAGAAGAAGCAAAGGAUUAGCACUAACUGCAGCUGCUAUCAAACAAGCAGCAGGAUUUGCCAAUAAAACUGAAACAGAGCCUGUUUUCUGGUAUUAUGUAAGAGAGCAUCUGAACAAACAUGAGCUACAACGAUACUAUUCUUUAAAGCAUAUCACCACAGAUAUUGGUCGAGGCAGGGCUUGGCUCCGAUCCGCAUUGAAUGAGCAUUCGCUUGAACGAUAUAUGCAUAUGCUUCUUGGUGAUGGAAAUCAGCAAAGUGUCUUCUAUGAAGAUUGGUCAUUUAUGAGGGAUGAAGAGCGUGCAAGCAUGCUUCCAACCAUGGCAGCAGGGUUAAACUCAAUCCUCUUUGCAAUCAACAUUGACAACCAGGAUUUAAAUGGACCUAACAAGCCUGUCUCUGCAGUUGCAAAUUUGUUGAAGGAGUCAACACAAAAUGUCACAUGCCUGUUAAAGGAAUCCACCCAGGGGGUUAGCACGCUUCUGAAAGAAAUCUCAACAGUGCCAAGCUUCAUGCGACCUGAGCCGGAAUCUGACCGACUGCCAGUUCUGUCUAAGACUGUAAGCCAAGAUGGAAAAAGCAGAAGAGAAAAGAAGAAAAAGAAAAUGGUGCCAAAUAUAAUUUCUUUUGAUGGUGACAAUGAAGAGGCUGAACUUGGCUCUGAGCAGGUGAAGCAUUCAGAUGUAACAAUAGAAAGUUCUGAAGAAAAUUCAGAAAAAUCUUCAUCAGUUUCUUCAGCUGUCAUGUUAGAUAGAUUUAGUCCAGAUGUGUACAAAAAAGCAGAUUGUAAUGGAGAAGAAUUUAGCAACAAUAUCCUGAAGAUUGCGGACGUGUGUCUAAAUGGUGAUGUUGGUCACAAGAAACUGGAUAUGAAAAGUAUUGACGACGAAGAUGAUGACGAUGAUGAAGAUGUGGGUGUGGAACGCAUGUAUCAAAGCAAAGAUAAUGAGGAGGACAGACUUUCUGAACAACCACUUGUGGAAAAUAUCUCCAUUUCACAGAUGUCCAGCUGGAAUACGUUACAAGUUCUGAAUGACAAUGACAGUUCUGAUAUCCUCUUUCCAGUCAUUGCAGUUGGAUCCUGCUCUCAGUCUGAUGGCACUUCUGAUAACUUGGUAUACUGCGAUGAACAUGAAAAUGCCACACUUGCUGUUGAACUUGCCCAGAAAGGAUCCCAAUUUCAGUACAGUACUGAAGUCAGUCCUCCUCUUCAGGCCAGCGUUAGUGGUCUUUUGCCAGCAACUGCUGUCCCAGAAUCGAUGACUGUAGACGAACUACGACAAGCUAUUGUAGCCAUGAUGAACAGAAAGGAUGAACUGGAUGAGCAAAACAGAUCACUGCGAAACUUACUUGAUGGUGAGAUGGAACAUUCUGCAGCGCUCAGGCAAGAAAUUGACAACCAGAAAAAGAAACUGGCAGAGCAGGAAGAGCGACAUGCUGCCAAGAUUCAGGCAUUGGCAAGGGAAAAUGAGGUGUUGAAGGUACAACUGAAGAAGUAUGUAGGAGCUGUUCAAAUGUUAAAGCGUGAAGGAAGCCAAGUCAAUGAUGUUUUUCCAAACUUGCGGAGUGGUGAUACAGAUCUUGUGAUCCCAGAACCUAAACCUGUGGUGGAUAAUGAUGAGCUGGCGAACACCUAUGAGCGGAAACUAAUUGAGGUAGCAGAGAUGCAUGGAGAACUGAUAGAAUUCAAUGAGAGGCUGCACAGAUCACUGAUGGCCAAGGAAGCCCUUAUCUCACAGAUGAGGCAGGAGCUGAUUGAUUUAAGAGGACCAGUACCUGGUGAUUUAAGUCAAACCUCUGAGGAUCAAAGCUUAUCAGAUUUUGAAACGGCUCAGUGUGCACUGAUAAAUGUCUGGAUUCCAACAGUGUUUCUGCGUGGACGAGCUGCUAAUGCUUUUCAUGUGUAUCAGGUUUACAUCCGGAUCAAAGAUGAUGAAUGGAAUGUGUACAGAAGAUAUACUGAAUUCAGAGCACUACACAAUAGACUACGGACCAAAUUCCCUACAGUGAAUACUUUUCAUUUCCCACCGAAAAAAGCAAUUGGAAACAAGGAUGCAAAGUUUGUCGAGGAACGCCGUAAACAACUCCAGGAGUAUCUGAGAAACAUAAUGAACAAAAUUAUACAGACACUCCCAGAGUUUACAUCCAGUCCUAAGAAGGAGACCCUUAUAAAUCUACUUCCAUUUUGUGUUGAUUUACAGCCAACUGGAGAACCUGCAAAUAAGACAAAGUCAAAAGUCGCCUCGAAGUUUUCUAAGUUGAGCAGGACUCAGCACAGAGAGACACGAAAUCCGGAGCCACAGAGUGGCGACUUAUGACCUGUUCAUUUUUCAGAAGAUCCCAGCAUACUGGACGGCUGCCCUUUAUUUGACCUAUCAAAGAACCUUUCCGUAGACAGUUGAUUUAUGUGGAGGAACUUAAUGCUUCAGUGUUAUUUCUUGGGAAAUGAUCUGGAAAAAUGGCACAUUCUCACGCAACUUUCAUUGUUGGUAACUUUGAAUUCAAUAUUGCUUUAAAGAACCAUCAAUAUAAAUUAAGAUACCUUACACUAGCAUAGUUUGAAAUAUCUACAAUCUGUAUUGAUUAUUUAUUUUGGUGGUACAAUCAGAUCUGUCUCUUGCUAUUUUUUUGCCCUGCGUUCCAAAUGUGAUUUCUCAUUCUCCAGAACUACAUCAGCUUCUUGGUGUUCACUCAUACACCUGCUUGUACACUCCCUAACUAUAUACAUCUGGAGAAAGAAAGAUUUCUGUACCAAUUUACAAACAUGAUGUUAUCUCUUUUUGUGUUGCUGGAUGCCUGUGACUCAAACAGAAAAAGCGUUAAGUCAAAUUCAUUUUCUUAAUGGGAGAUGCUAGGCACUGUUUCCCCUCUUCCCAAUCUAUGUAGUAUGAAGAGACAUGUUGUUAAUAAUUAAGUAUUCAAUAUGAAUUGAAAACUCAUUUUAAGAAUUUAUGUAAAGUACGAUCCUGAUUUUCUUUAUUUUCAGUAUAAUUUCCAAAUUUGAUUCCUUAAGCCAGUUUAUAUUUGCCAUUCUAGACAUGUGAAGUCAUAGGCUAUGAAACAGCUACGGCUUGAGAUAGGCAAAUUGUUUAAAGCAUCGGAAAGAGCCCUAUCAAUUAACACAGACCCUACAUAGAGCCUGGUAAAGAGCACCUAAGUGAAACUGUUUCUACACAUAAAUAAUAUAUAACCCAGGCACAAUUUAAUAAUCUUCACAUCUUAAUCCCUUUUGUAAGAUUUUUAGUGAGGUAACAUUGACUUUACUGUUUUACAGUGUGGGAAUGGUAAACCAAUAGCAUCAGGAUAUAACAUACAGAUGUCAGAUCACAACAUAACACUCUCAUGUAAGUAGCUGUUAUUCUGAGCUAUUAUUGGCACUCAGUGCUCAAGUCACAGUUACAAGUGCAUGAAGGCAUGGGUGGAGCACCACAACUUGAUAUACUUUAAUAAAAGCCAAAACAAUAUGUAGUUCUUUUCUAAUAUGAGCAUGCAUUCACAAAUAUUAGCCUUAAAAUUAAUACAGAAAGCAAAUAAAAUUAUUCAUCAAUUACCUGUAAAGUUGACAAUAUCACUUUUAAAAUUAUACUUAAAUAGUAACUGUCUUCUGAAAACAAUUGCUUGUUUUUAUUAGUUUCUUCAUUUUGAGGCUUACACUUUUUUAAAAAAAACUGUUUACUUAAAUUUCAUUGGAACUUUCCCUUUUACAACUAUCACCAAGGUCUGUUUUGGACCUUGCCUAAACAUACCUUGGUGGUGGCAAUUUCUCUGAAAGUUUACAUUGUAAAUAUGAAUAAUAUGAUUUACUAUACAAGGGUAAAUGCAUUUUCCCUUGAAUUCAUCUUCAGCUUUUAUACUAAAUAUGUUUCUGUUUCAGAGCUUUUUUAAGCAAUCCAUCAACAAGACACAUCCACAGUUCAUCUUGAAGAACAUAGCUUCCAGUAUUACAAACCCAGAAUUGCCUAUCUCAAAACAUAAUCAAAUCACAAUAAUCUUUCUCUCCUGCAUUUGUUCUCUUACUCCAGCUCCCUAAUUCUUCAAGUUUCCUCAUCCACUAUGGUUGAAAAUUCCAUUAUUAUCAUAGCAGUAAGCCUUUCUGUUCUGUUCUAUGUGCUAUCAAUCUGCAGCACUCUUGCUACAGCCAUUCCACUAAUCCAUCUGACUUACAUUAUAAUUACUUACUAUUAUCUACUUCCAUUAAACCCUGACUACCUUUUUACAAUAUAUUUUGCAUUCCUCAUCCAAAAAAAUCCUUGAAUUUUCCCAUUGGAUUGAAUGCAAUCUUGGUGAAAGAAAGCUUAGGAUCUGUGAAAGAGCUGUAGAAAAAGCUAACAGUGAACAUGCCAACGUUUUCUAGAAAAUCUUCUGGUGAUUAAAUGUUUGGGAAGUUGUUCUUGACUGCCAUGUUAGCAUUUGUACAUGAGGAAGGUUGGAUAUGAUAUAAAACAGUGAGUAGAAUGUAGCAUUCAGUUCAUGUUAAGCGCUGCUGCUCGAUUUCACUUAUCAUAAGAAAUGCAUUGAGGAAACAUCAAUAAUUACAGCUGUUUUUAAUAUGGACAUUUCUAACUGAAACAAAUGCUAAGUGGACCAACAUGUGCUUCAGGAGGAAAAAGAAUGCAGCAUUCCUAACAGUAGUGUAACAUAUUUCAGGAAUCUCAAUUCAGGAUUAACCAACAGUUGUGUCAGGAAUCCAGGAAGUAUUCUGUGAGGAGGUUUCUUUUUCCCCUUGGGGACAUGGAAAGCAAACUUCAAUAAAUAUGCAUGAUUAUGAUUAAAUGCAAACUGUUGAGUUUGUUUUGUUGAGAUUUAUGGAUUUCAUCUUUAGGAAGUGCAGUUUUUUUCAAUACUGUUAUUGAUUGAGGAUACUGAGUGGUUGGUAUUUUGAAGGUUACCUGCAGAAGUUAUAUAUAAAAGUGAACUCUGCAAAUGCUUCAAAGGGCAAGAAAAAUCUGAGUGGACCUGCUCGAGUAUUCCCUUUAAUCCUGUUUUUAGAAAAUAUACAGUACGGUAAUCAACUUAAGUCAUUUUGAGUUAUAUGUAUUGUGAUAUCUUCCCUGCUGAUUUUCAAGAAGGACCCCAGACAUGGACUUUCUAUGGAGAGGGUAAAGAUCAUCAUAGAAACUGAUUUUGAGAUGCAGAAUUACUAGAAAACAUACAUUUCACUGACCAGGGACUCCAAUAGACUUAAAUAUAAAGUGAUAGUAGUAGUUGUAGUAGUACAAUCACUCAUCCUGUAAGAUGUUGUUCUAAGGGGUUGUUUAUUAGUUGGUCUUCAGGUGGUUAUGGAGGCCAAUCUGGGAUCCACAUAAUCUGGUGCAGUGUGGGCAAGAGUGGUUGGUUUUUAGUCUCUCCUUCUGUAGCUGCCGCUUGUUCUCUGCAGCACAGUGGAGGUCUCAUGUAGCACAAGUCCUUCUUGAACAGAUUUCCUCCAGGUGUAUCUCUUGAGUGCAAUAUCUUCCCAGUUUUUAUAUGGAAUGUUAAAUUUCUUCAGGCUGAUUUUUAUGUUAUUUUUGAAGCAUUUCCUUUGCCCACCAGGGGCUCGCUGACCUUUCUUCAGCUGGGAAUGAAGCAUCGUUUGGGGAGACAGGAGUUGAGCAUCCGAAUGACAUUGGAGUUGGCGUCGCUUUAUCGUGGUGGAGACGCUGUUCAUGUUAGCCUCCUCCCGUACACUGGUGUUAGUGAGUCUGAUCUUCAAAGUCUUUUGUAAGGCUCUUUGGUGGCAUUGUUCAGGGCUUUCAGGUGCCUACUGUAGGUGGUCCGUGAUUCAUAAAGUAUCCUACAGCUAGCUCUCUAAAGAUUGGAGGUCAAGUCGGAUCAAAAUUCUGGAUUCUAUUACGUAUGUUGAAUUGAAUACUUUGAGCAGAAAUGACUCCAUUAAUAGCUUUUAUUUAUGAGAUUCAUUUACAUUGGAAUGUUUAUUUGUUCUAUGUUGCAUUAUGAUAAGCUGGGGAAACUGACUUAACCUAUACAAGAUCAAGUAGCAAUGAAGUCAUAAAUUACUGGCUAGAAUGGAUGAUUGCAAAGGAAGUGACAAUAGAUAUUAUUGAAGGGACACAAUAAUGUCACUAGGUUUGACAUUUUGUGACUAAAUUCAUGAGUUAUCUUGCUGUUGCUUUUGUCAUUGUUUGGCAUCUAUUGAAAACUUUGCUUUACUACAAUGAGAAGUCAUUUGGUUAUUGGUGUUGUGUGCUACUUAUAAAGCCAACUCUAUUAAUUGUUACACUAUAAGGAAUGGUGCCAGGAGUAGAUUUCAUCCAGUGUAGUCACCUCAAUAUGCUAUCAGUUAGAAUAUUACUUAUAUAAUGGUGACUUUAAGUAAAGCAUUGUUCGAAGGUUCAUUUAAUAUCAGAGUUUACAACCUGAAGUUCAUACUCUCCACAGAUAUCCAUGAAACAAGAAACCCCACAGAAUGAAUUACUUCUUAAUAAUCAAGUUUGGUUUAAAAUAGAACUCUGAAGAGGUAGAACAAAGUCUGGCAAUAUAGUCUGAAGUACUUAUUGCUAAUGCAUUUUGAAGUAUUGAAUCACAAGGGGAGGCAAAAAGAUUGAUGGGUCCACUUUGAAUAAAGAUUUUCUUACCACUAACAUUUAAACAAAUUUAUUUUUCCACUCGCUGCUUCCAAUUACUAAUGAUAAUGAUUUAUACCCACUGUCACAAUGUGUGCUUAGUUCAAGAGAAGUCAAAUGUUUGCCUACAAUUGCACAUUUCAAACACUGGCAGAAUUACCUUGCACUUGGGAAACCAUUGGCAAUACCAGUUGAGAAGUGGAGCAUUUCUCAACAAAGAGAAAACUGCAUUUUAGUUAAAAUUUUAUUCAAAUGAACUGCCUGCAGUCUUGAAAUAAGUGACUAACAUACCUGCUGAAAUGAAAGUUAUUGUAUUGUAAACUGAGCAGCUUAACAUUUUGAAGCUAUUUAUAACACCCUAUUAAUUUUUAGAAUAAGUGUCAGUAAAUAUACUUGAUAAUGUGGAAGGUAAGCCAUUUAAUUUUUAAAAAGGAAAAUGAAAUUCUGAUAAAUUAAGAGAGUAUUUGCUGUGGUUUUUAUAUUCAUAGUCAUAGUCAUACUUUAUUGAUCCCGGGGAAAUUGGUUUUCGUUGCAGUUGCACCAUAAAUAAUAAAUAGUAAUAGAACCAUAAAUAGUUAAAUAGUAAUAUGUAAAUUAUGUCAGUAAAUUAUGAAAUAAGUCCAGGACCAGCCUAUUGGCUCAGGGUGUCUGACCCUCCAAGGGAGGAGUUGUAAAGUUUGAUGGCCACAGGCAGGAAUGACUUCCUAUGAUGCUCUGUGCUGCAUCUCGGAGGAAUGAGUCUCUGGCUGAAUGUACUCCUGUGCCCACCCAGUACAUUAUGUAGUGGAUGGGAGACAUUGACCAAGAUGGCAUGCAACUUAGACAGCAUCUCUUUGUGGCUAAGUGCACACAUAUUCAUUGGUACAUUAUUCUAAAGUGCCAAGAGUUUAAUUAUGAGAGAGUAGUUUUUUAAUAUUAAAUGUAGAAGAUCUAUUAAGAUCUGCUGAAGUAUUAGAGAGUUGCCUUUGUUCCUUGCUGGAGUCUUUAUCAGUAGCUUGGCCCAUCCCAAAAGAAUGCUGUCACCACUUUGGAAAGCUGGCCAGUUAAGGCUUGGUGGGGUAAAAAGAGAGAGUGGAGAGGGAAGGGGGAUGAUUGGCAGAUGCUAGCUUGUUGGCUUUUCACACCACUCUGGAACAUCUGGACAGCAAAGAUGCAUACAUCAGAAUGCUCUUUAUUGAUUACAACUUGGCGUUUAACAUCAUCAUCCCCUCCAAGCUAAUCGGUAAACUCCAAGAUCUAGGCCUCAAUACUCCCAACUUCGUGCAAUUGGAUCCUGGAUUUCCUCACUUGUAGACCCCACUCAAUUUGGAUUGGCAAAAACAUCCCCUCCACAAUCUCCAUCAGUACAGGAGCACAGAGGGAUGUGUACUUAGCCCCCUGCUCUACUUGCUGUAUACCAAUGACUGUGCAGCUAAGUACAGCUCCAACACCAUAUACAAAUUUGCUGAUGACACCACUGUUGUGGGCUGUAUCAAAAGUGGUGAUGGAUCAGAACACAGGAGGGAGAUUGAAAAUUUGGCUGAGUGGUGUAGUAACAAACCUCUCACUCAAUGUCAAUCACUAAGGGACUGAUAGUGGACUUAAGGAUCAGAGGUGGAGAGGGUCCAUAACUUUAAAUUCCUGGUGUCACUAUCUCAGAGGACCUGUCCUGGACCCAUCAUUUAAAUACAGUUGCAAAGAAGCACAACAGUAACCUCUACUUCCUCAGGUGUCUGUGGAGAUUCCACAUGUCAUCAAAAACCUUGGAAAACAUCUAUAGAUGUGUGGUGGAAAGUGUGCUGACUGGCUGUGUUAUGACUGGUAUGGGAACACCAAUGCCUUUGAGCAGAAAAUUCUACAAAAGGUAAUGGAUUCAACCCAGUACAUCACAGAUAAAGCCCUUCCAACCAUUGAGCACAACUACAUGAAACUUCGCAGUAGAAAAGCAACAUCCAUCAGCAAAGAUCCUCACCACCCAGGCCUUGCUUUUUUCUCACUGUUGCCAUCAGGUAGAAGGUACAGGUGCAUCAGGACUUGUGCCACCAGAUUCAAGAACUGUUACUACCCCGCAACCAUCAGGCUCUUGAACAAAAGGGGAUGACUACACUCAUUUAAGGACUCUUUUAUCUUGUUAUUUCAUGCUCAUUAUUUAUUGCUAUUUACUUAUUAUCUACAUUUGCAAUUUGUUUACAGUUUACAGUUCCUGAUGUUUACAGCCUACAGGUCCUGUUUACAGUUACUGUUCUAUAGAUUUGCUCAGUAUGCCGCAGAAAAAGAAUCUCAGGGUUGUAUGUAGUGACAUGUAUGUACUCUAAUAAUAAACUUUACUUUGAACUUCGAACUUUGGCAUCCACCAGUUAGAAGUGGAAAUGCGAAAUUAAAAUUUGCAUGAACAGAGCUGGCAGUGGAGAUACACCAUUAUAUCUGCUCUUCCCUGAUGGGUGGAGAGAGUUGAAAUUCUCCCUCAAAAUUAAUACCAAAGUCCAGUCCUCUUAAUUGAAGUUUAUGGUAGCAUUUUCAUUUCAACAUAAUUGCUUUGAAAGAAAAUGUGGAGAUUUGUCUGCAUGGAAUUGAGCAACUCUGUUAAUCCGAUGUAGUUUACUUCCCUUUGACAUUUCUUACCUGGUAUUUAGCAGAUAGAUAGAGCUUUGUUUUCUGCUUAGUGAUUGACUUGACUAUAAAUUCAACAAAAUACAAAAGAUUUCAGUGUCACAGGCUGUGAUGUUUUACAUUUGUUCUUGUCCAAGGGUGAAAAUGAACAGAUACCUGCUGUGUUUAUAGUUAUGCAGAUUCAUUCUGAAUCUGAUGUCAUGAUGCUAAAAUUAAAUUGUUACUUAGGCAUAAUAUAAUAAUAGUUUAAUUUUAUUUAUUAAUUAUGAAACAAACGUGCUUUGGAUGAAUCUCCAGGGGUCAAGUAGUGUGCAAAUUAUUAUUUGUAAUUCAAUUACUGUGCCUGAACCUUCAUUAGUUUUUAUUUUCUGUCUUAACCCUUUAAGAGAGCAGCCCAACUGUAAGGGAGAGUGAGCAGAAAGGGGAAUUGGUCUUUGCUGGUAUUGAAAAUUUAUGAUGAAUGAAUUUAUAUUAGUUUCUCCUCAUGAAGUAAAAUAAUACCAGAAAUUUAAAAUGAAACAAUUUUUGAAAGUAUUUGUAUUUUAAAUUAGCAGUGUAGCUGUUAUGUAGAUAGGAAGUAAAAUAUUUCCUGGCUGAAUGUGCUCCAUAUCUUUCCAUUCUCUGCAUGUCUUGGUGUCUAUCUAACACCCUCUUAAAUGACAUUAUCUAUCUGCUUUUACCAUUACCCCUGGAAGCCCGUUCCAAGCACUUAUCACUCUAUGUAAACAAAAAAUCAUGUCCUGCACAUCAUCUCAAAACUUUUCCCCUUUAAACAUCCCCCCUCACUUUAAAUUCAGGCCCUUCAGUAUUUGAUGUUCAAACCUGGGAGAAAGUUUCUGUCUACUCCAGGGAUUCCCAACCUUUUUUAUGCCAUGGAUUCCUACCAUUAAUCAAAGAGUUUGACCCCAGGAUGAGAACCCCUAGUCUACCCUAUCUAUGGAUCUCAUAAAUUUAUAAACUUCUGUAAGAUCUCCCAGCUGAUAGCAUGAAUAUUGAUUUCUCCUUCCAAUGAACAAAUUCUCUCCCCUCCCCUCUCUUCUAUUCCCCACUCUGAUCUUUCACUUCUUCUCACCUGCCUAUUAUUUCCUUAUGGGUCCCCUCCUCCUUCCCUUUCUUCUGUGGUCCACUCUCUUCUCUUGUUAGAUUCUUUCUUCUCCAGCUCUUGACCUUUCCCAACUACCUGGCUUCACCUAUCACCUUCCAGCUAGCCUCUUUCCUCUACCCCUACCUUUUUAUUCUGGCAUCUUCCCCCUUCCUUCUCAGUCCUGAAGAAGGGUCUCUGUCAGAACGUUGACUGUUUACUCUUUUCCAUAGAUGUUGCCUGACCUCCAGCCUUCCGUGGGUGUUGCAUUAGAUCUCCCUUCAGUCUCCAAUGUUUUAGAGAAAGCAAUUCAAGUUUAUCCACCUCUUAUUGUAGCUUUCUACCAUCUAAUCCAGGGAUCAUCCCGGUGAACCUUGACUACACCCUUUCCAAAGCCUCUGCAUCCUUCCUGUAACGGGGUCCUUCCUGUAAUGGGGUGACCAAAACUGCACAUAAUACUCCCAAGUGCGGCCAUUACGAGGUUUGAUAUAUCUGUAACAUGACUUCCUUACUCUCGUACCAAUGCCCUGACCAAUGAAGGCAAGGCAAGGUUACACUUUAAAAAUUGACAGUAACCCAGCCAUUUACUGUAACAAGGAAGAAAUGUUGGCAUGUCAAAUGAUAGUUAUAUACCUUUUAGCCGUCUGUCCAUGCCAACCUUUAUGUCUCUCAAUACCAAUCCAAUUUGCCCAAGUUAAGUUUGCAUUCUUCUAAGCCUUGCUUAUUUAAUUGUCUGCCCAAGUGUCUCUUAAGACUACAAUUUACUCUUUAUGCAGUACUUCUGUCUCAUUUACAAAAAUGUUCCACCAUGCAUUUGCUCGGAUUGAAUUUCGUCUGCCAAUGCUCCUCCGACCUUUCCAUCUGAUCUGCAACCUGCUAUAGCCUUAAGCACCAUUCCUCACAAUCCACAUAAGCAAUCUCUGUGUUAUCUACAAAUAUAUCCACAUUCAAGUCAUUUAUAUAUACAAAUAGAAAAGGUGUCUCAGCACUAAAUCCUGUGGUAUACUACUAGUCACAGACUCUAAUCAGAAAAAAAUAUUCUUUCAUCACUUCUCUCUGCUUCCUAUCACCAAGCCAAUUUUGAAUCCAAUUAGCCAGCAUGGCUUGGAUCCAAAUGCCUUAAACUUCUGACCAGCUGAUCACAGCACCUUGGAUCUUACUGGAAUCCAUAUGAGCAACAUCUACCACCCUGCCUUUAUUAAUUUUAGUGUGUAUCUUUUUAUCACAGAAGUAUGCUCCAAUGUUCUUUACAACUGUGAGCAGUGGUGUAUUUCCAGCAUUUGAAGGAUCUUUCCCACAAUUUUAAGUUCUUUUUCAAAAUGUCUCCAAUAAAUUCUGACUCUCUAGAGCAGGGUUUCCCAACCUUUAGUUACGCCAUGGACCUCACCAUUAUGCAAGAGGUCCGAGAACCACAGUUUGGGCAUCCCUGCUCUAGAGACUGUAGUUAAAUCCAUCAGGGCAUUUUAUAGAAAGUGAGUUAAAACCAGUAAGUAAGAAAUAACCAUUGCACAUUUUGAUAUUUUCAUGAGGAAAGUGUAAGGUCACCGGGAGAGUUAUUUUGUCAUUGUCUCAAUUGUAAUUUUUUUCCCCAAAAUGAUAUGAGAAUCCUUUGCAGCUGCCAAUUAUAGCAGAAAAUGUACACUAAAUAGACUUUAUUAUCUGGAAUUACAUUUUGCUACAUUGUUCUAUUUUCCUUACAUCUGACAAAGUUUAAUACGUUUCCUUUUGGGCCAAAUCAAUUUUAACUUUCACUGCAACUAAUUCAGGAAUUCAAUGACAUCUUUAAUCUCCAGAUUUGAAGAAUUUAAUAACUGAAAGUGAAUGUGCUUAGUGAAAUUAACCUGGGCUUGAAAUGCAAUAUAAUUGCUUUCCAGUACAGAUAUCUAAUAAUCACAUGCAAUCAGGUCAUGUAUUUUAAGAAAAUGUACUCAACAUGUCAUACUGAGCCAAGUAAAAUUACUGUCAUCUGUAUUACUAUUAUCUUCAGUUAUGUGGGGAUCUAUUAUGUACCUCUGUGAUACACUUCAUUGUAUAAAGCAUACUGUGCUGUUGUAAUUUUUCUAAUCAUGUCAGUUUUAACGAUUCAUCUUCCACUUAUGACUUAAUCUAAACAGUUUUCACUUCAAGUUCAAGUUUGUGUGAAGCAUGUACUUUCUUUAUUUUUGCUCACAAUGGGGAGCAAAGGCAAUUUCCAUUUCACAACAGUAAUGUAUCUGGUUUGGAUAAAUAACCUUCACUGGGAUGAUUCUGACGUGUUUCAUGCUAUCCUGGAAGGUGAUUCCUUCAGAAUCAGAAUCAGAAUCAGGUUUAAUUUCACCGGCAUAUGUUGUGAAAUUUGUUGUCUUUGCAGCCGCAGUAAAAUGCAAUACUGUACGUAAUAACGGGAAAACAUGAAUUACAGUAAGUAUAGCCGCACACAUCAAAUGCUGGAGGAACUAUGGGAAAGAGUAAACAGUCAAUGUUUCAGGCCGAGACCCUUCAUCAGGACCGUAAAUAUAUACAUAUUAAAUCAUAGUCAUAGUCAUACUUUAUUGAUCCCGGGGGAAAUUGGUUUUCAUUACAGUUGCACCAUAAAUAAUAAAUAGUAAUAGAACCAUAAAUAGUUAAAUAGUAAUAUGUAAAUUAUGCCAGUAAAUUAUGAAAUAAGUCCAGGACCAGCCUAUUGGCUCAGAGUGUCUGACCCUCCAAGGGAGGAGUUGUAAAGUUUGAUGGCCAAAGGCAGGAAUGACUUCCUAUGACACUCUGUGUUGCAUCUCAGCAUAAAAAUAAAAAAGUAGUGAGGUAGGUUUCCUGGGUUCAAUGUCCUUUCAGAAAGUGGAUGGUGAAGGAGAAGAAGCUGAUCCUGAAUCGCUGAGUGUGUCUCUUCAAGCUUCUGUACUUCCUUCGGUGCUGCGGGCCCUUAAUGAUGGAUGCCAACUCUUUGAGGCUGUGCUCCUUGAAGGUGUCUUGCAAACUACAGAGGCUAGUGCCCAUGAUGGAACUGACUAAGUUUACAACUCUGUGCAGCUUAUUUCAAUCCUGUGCAGUAGCACCACCCCACACCCCCCAGUACCAGAUGGUGAUGCAGCCAGUGAGAAUGCUCUCCAACAUACAUCUGUAGAAAUAUGCAAGUGUCUACCAAAUCUCCUCAAACUCCAAAUGAAAUAUAGCCACUGUCAUGCCUUCUUUGUAGCUGCAUCAAUAUGUUGGUAUCUUUUUCUAUUAUUCAUCCUUCUUAAAUCUCCACACCGCAAAGUGUGUUUUUAAAUGUUGCUGCUGUAACGAAGGAAUUUCCCACUCGGGAUCAAUAAAAUACUAUUAUUAUUAUUAUUAUUAACAAGGUGGCACUAACAAUAGUUGACUGUAAAGAGCUUGUGAAAUGGUUGUGCAUGAAGUGUUCUAUUUAAAUAUUUGCGGUCACAGACUUAUAAGUCAUUAUUUUACAACGGGCCCCACUCUGCUCAGCUGAGCAAGGUAAAAGCUCCACUUCCAUUUAAAGCUGAGCUGGUGCUCAGUAUUUUCAUCUAUAUUACACACAACAACAAUGUAGAUAAUGUUUCAAAAAUUUCUUGCACAAUGUUUCUUAUUUUAACAAAGUGCACAAAAUGAUAGUGUACUUGUGCAUAUUGUGUAACUAUGGCUGUGAGAUCAGCUGGCCAACAAUGGUGUCUGUUACUUCUUAAUUUCUGAGGCGAAAUGCUAUUAGUUACUUUCCUGGUAGCAAAUGUAUCAACCACCCAAAAAGUAUUCUUAGAGCUGUAUGAUGCCUUCAGUCUUAAAUUGAGUGUGGUCUGAGCUGGCCUCCCAUGGGGCUGCUAUGUGUGAAUUACUGGCGUCACGCUUCAUGUAGUAUGCUCAAUAUGCUAGAGGUAAGUGCCAAGUCAAAGUAGGUGUUUUAACUGUCAACAGGUCCACUGGGCAUAAUAUUGUACGUGUCAGGAGCUAUUUUACUGAAGAAAUUUAAUAUCUUAGAGGGAAAGAAAGGUUAUACCUUUUUGUUUUGAAGUAUUACAUGUUUCUCAGCAAAUUGUACAGAUGAAAUAAAUCCUGUGGGCAAUUUAACUUACUUAAAAACAGAUGUUUUUAGGUAAGGUGGUUAAUUACUGUACUGAAUGCAUGGAAAUAAUUUUAGCGAUUACUAUUUUAGGAAUUUCUCUUUAAUGUUAUACUGAGAAAUACCCAAAUCUGAUAAAGUCCUAUUUUACAUGUUAUUUGAAUUUAGACAUUUCUUUUAUGCUCCUUUGGGGCAUUUAGAAUGAUGACCAUAGCUCAAGAACAUAUAUUUUGUGGAAAAAGGUCAUGUCCGGGCAUUUGGCACAAUUAAAGGUUGGGAUGUCGUUCACUGCAUUGCUGUUUCUCCAGGAGCUUUGCUGCAACAAUAUUUUGCUGAGACUUGGUGUUCAGAUGCACUCUUUUAUUGUGUGCAUUUGAACAUCAAUGGAAUGCCAUCCCAGCAGUUCAGUCCUUUCCCAGCUGAAUGAUCAUGGAUCACACCUUGAGUGCAAACCAGAAUUGAUUAUGUCCCUAAACUGCACAUGGAAGUCAAAGCCAUGCUUAGUUGUUAACUGAAGUGAGGUUAAGAGCUAGCAAAGAAUUACCUCGGGACCUACAAAUUCACUUUGAGCCUCCUUUUUAAGUUGUUUACUCAUAGAACCCAAUGGAGGCAGCACACAUAGAGGCCAUUUGGAUCAUCAUAUCCCUAUAAUCUCUGAAAGAGCAAUCAAUUAUUCCCAUUCCCCUGUGCUUCUCCCAAUGGCUGGUAAUUUUACCCCAUCUGUCCUAUCCUGUCCUUUUGUACAAUGGAAUCUACCUUUUGUAAAUUGAUCACUGGUAUAUAGAGCUGGUGAUGCAGCAUUGGCAAACGAUGGACAAGUUUAUAGUAGAACUGAUUUUUAGAAAAUUUGUAAAUAAGAUUUUACUCACUAUAUCUAGGCCCAUACUUCAGCCACAUUGAGGGAAAAUUUAGACCAUGAGACAUGGGAACAGAAUUAGACCAUUUGGCCCAUUGAGUCUGCUCUACUAUUCCAUCAUUGCUGAUUUAUUAUCCCUUUCAACCCCAUUCUCCUGCUUUCUCACUAUAACUUUUGACUUCCUUACUAAUUCAGAACCUAUCAACCUGUAUAGAAUUAAGUAUACCCAAUGCCCAUAAUUAAUUUUCAGAUGAGAGUGGUUAGGGACUGUGAAAUGGAACAGGAUGCAUAGAUGUAAUUUUCUGAUAGUACCUCAUUUGUGUUGACCUUGACUCCACCAUCAAACAUCAGUCAUCAUUUUUCAGGCUGUCACCUCGUUGUCCCCACUUCAGCACCAUUCCCACAAUCCACUAACAGGACUGUUCAACAAAAUAUUUCAUUGUCUAAAGGGUUCCCAAGACACCCCUUAAUCAGCAGUAAUACCAUUUGCCGCUCACGGCACUCUUCUGUACAUAAUCCAGCAAUUAUCUCCUUUGUUCCUAUUGCACAGAAUACCACUCUUUCUGAAUUCAAAAAUGCUUAUUUCAAUUUUCUAUAAUGUAUACACAUUACACUCAGCUGAUGAUGUGUCUUCUUGUAAGCACACAGUACUGUGCAAAAGUCUUAGUAAUAUAUAUAGUUAGAGUGCCAAAGACUUUUGCACAGUACUGUAAUCAUUUUACGUAUUGUACUGUACUGCUGCCACACAAAAAAAAUCAUGGCAAGCGAGUGAUGAUAAACCUGAUUCUCAUAUGGGUCUCUAUUGUGGACUAAGAUUGGAAAGAGGGGAAUCAUGGUUAGGAAA
Molecule: messenger RNA, 16275 nt
Organism: Mobula hypostoma (lesser devil ray)
Lineage: Eukaryota; Metazoa; Chordata; Chondrichthyes; Myliobatiformes; Myliobatidae
Gene: snx29
Product: sorting nexin 29
Exons: 21
Coding region: 141-2627 (828 amino acids)
Molecular function (GO): phosphatidylinositol binding
Source: RefSeq, a predicted model, not a curated record